UAUCAGCAUCAUGUCAAAAUAUUUGGACAGAGACCAGGUUUUACAAAACACCAGGGUGCGGGCUGCUCUGAAGAAUGAUGGCUACUGGAUCCACAAAUCUAAACAGGAAGAGGAAAACCCAGACAAAGCACGGAUGGGGUGUGCUGUGGAGGCCACAUCCGUUCCAGUCAGGCAGAAGUCAUACUUCCUCUCCACAGCAAAGUGGACUGAGCCCCAAGCAUCCACAAGAGAACUAAAUGGAAAUGGUGAGGCACAACCAAAAAAAUCAGUUGCUAAGACAACAGCGGAAAACAAGAGAGAAUAUGUUUCAUUAGCUGACCAGUCACGUGUGAAACACAGUGAGACCAAGGUUGCAAAUACCUCUGCUGUGACUGGUACACGCAACAGUAAAGAUCCUUCUGGUGUCUCUGCUUUUACAGCCAAACCAAAACCGCAAGCAAAACCAUCCACCAAUACAAAACCAGUAAAUACAACACAUUUGGAGGAUGCAGGUGUAGUAUCAACAGCACAACCUGCACAGGCUAAAGAGGAAACUGUUAAAGCUGUAGCUAAGGUUGUGGUGGAGUCAUCACCUAAGACCCCUGUUAUAAUUACUGUAACACCAAAAAGAAAGACUACUUUACAACACAAUGUGUACCCUGCUACAGUACCCAAAUCACCUAUUCGGUCUGCUGCUGAAAGUGCUGUCAGAUCUCGAGAGUCUAAAAACAUAUCUGCAGCCCCAGCAGACCCACGUCCAAAGACCAGAGCUGAAAAGAUCCAACCUAUCAAUAACAAUGUAGUCAAGCCAAGUGUUGCACCAAAACCCAAAAAUGCAGCAGAUCGUAUGAUGGAGUUGAGAGUCAAGAAUUCCUCAGAAGCUGGAGCUGAUCGAGAUAAGUUACCUGGCCAAGCCAUUGAACUGACUGAUGCAUUGGAUGUGGAAUCACCCACAGUUACAGCGGUUCCUAAAUCUGUGGAAGAUCCAAAACAAUCCCACUCAGAGGAGUCAAAAUGGAAGCAGUAUGAUAAUUGGAAUAGCAAUGACAAGUUUCAAAGGCCCAGGGAUGUGCUACGAUCCACUCACACUCUGAAACAGACCAGGGAUGGCAAAGCUGUUUGUUCAUACUGUGACAAGAUAAUUGAUGGAAAUACAAAGAUCACACUCAGUGACCCUCUGGUCCUCUGCCACCCUGAUUGCCUAAAGUGUGGCAUUUGUGCUAAGGACCUGGGAAAUUUGCUAACCCCCAUGUUCCUGCAUGACCACCUCAUCAUCUGUUAUGGCUGCUUUCGAAAAGCUGUCAAGAUUUGAAGUCUAAACAUGUAGUCAGAGAGGACUCCAAGCAAACAGUGAUUAAUGUAUUGUUUUGGGUGAGAAGCUCACCCCUGGCACCUUAUCUCUGUAUCUUGUCUUUUGAAACAAUUUCCCUACUGACACUUUUUAGAGCAUAGUGUACU
Molecule: messenger RNA, 1437 nt
Organism: Monopterus albus (swamp eel)
Lineage: Eukaryota; Metazoa; Chordata; Actinopteri; Synbranchiformes; Synbranchidae
Product: sciellin-like
Exons: 7
Coding region: 11-1291 (426 amino acids)
Source: RefSeq, a predicted model, not a curated record